AUGGCUGGUACAAAGGGCAGAGGACAGAGGACAGCCGUGGUGGUGGACAAAGGGCAGAGGACAGCCGUGGUGGUGGACAAAGGGCAGAGGACAGCCGUGGUGGUGGACAAAGGGCAGAGGACAGCCGUGGUGGUGGACAAAGGGCAGAGGACAGCCGUGGUGGUGGACAAAGGACAGAGGACAGCCGUGGUGGUGGACAAAGGGCAGAGGACAGCCGUGGUGGUGGACAAAGGACAGAGGACAGCCGUGGUGGUGGACAAAGGGCAGAGGACAGCCGUGGUGGUGGACAAAGGGCAGAGGACAGCCGUGGUGGUGGACAAAGGGCAGAGGACAGCCGUGGUGGUGGACAAAGGGCAGAGGACAGCCGUGGUGGUGGACAAAGGGCAGAGGACAGCCGUGGUGGUGGACAAAGGGCAGAGGACAGCCGUGGUGAUGGACAAAGGGCAGAGGACAGCCGUGGUGGUGGACAAAGGGCAGAGGACAGCCGUGGUGGUGGACAAAGGGCAGAGGACAGCCGUGGUGGUGGACAAAGGGCAGAGGACAGCCGUGGUGGUGGACAAAGGGCAGAGGACAGCCGUGGUGGUGGACAAAGGGCAGAGGACAGCUGUGGUGGUGGACAAAGGGCAGAGGACAGCCGUGGUGGUGGACAAAGGGCAGAGGACAGCCGUGGUGGUGGACAAAGGGCAGAGGACAGCCGUGGUGGUGGACAAAGGGCAGAGGACAGCCGUGGUGGUGGACAAAGGGCAGAGGACAGCCGUGGUGGUGGACAAAGGGCAGAGGACAGCCGUGGUGGUGGACAAAGGGCAGAGGACAGCCGUGGUGGUGGACAAAGGGCAGAGGACAGCCGUGGUGGUGGACAAAGGGCAGAGGACAGCCGUGGUGGUGGACAAAGGGCAGAGGACAGCCGUGGUGGUGGACAAAGGGCAGAGGACAGCCGUGGUGGUGGACAAAGGACAGAGGACAGCCGUGGUGGUGGACAAAGGGCAGAGGACAGCCGUGGUGGUGGACAAAGGGCAGAGGACAGCUGUGGUGGUGGACAAAGGGCAGAGGACAGCCGUGGUGGUGGACAAAGGGCAGAGGACAGCCGUGGUGGUGGACAAAGGGCAGAGGACAGCCGUGGUGGUGGACAAAGGGCAGAGGACAGCCGUGGUGGUGGACAAAGGGCAGAGGACAGCCGUGGUGGUGGACAAAGGGCAGAGGACAGCCGUGGUGGUGGACAAAGGACAGAGGACAGCCGUGGUGGUAGACAAAGGGCAGAGGACAGCCGUGGUGGUAGACAAAGGACAGAGGACAGCCGUGGUGGUGGACAAAGGACAGAGGACAGCCGUGGUGGUGGACAAAGGACAGAGGACAGCCGUGGUGGUGGACAAAGGACAGAGGACAGCCGUGAACUUGGCGUUGGAGCCUUGGCUGCCGUGUCCCUCCCUCUCUUCCUCUGCCCCGGUUGGUAAGCAGCCGGCCACCUUCUCCACCGCUCACUCCAUCAGCACCAGCCCAGAGCAGACCACGGCCUGUCACUCACAAAUCCUCAUUUAUAACUCAGCAAACAACCAUCACCGUUUCAGAUUCCGCCUCAGAGAGAAGCCACGAAAAGCAGCCACGCUCUGGAGGAGACCAUUCAAGCAUCAGCAGCCACUGACCUUCACCCGUCGCUACACCGGGUCUGCCUGCGAUGCUGUGUGUGGCCACCAGAGGGCGCUGUUUAGCAUCUGCCGCGGCAUCAACAGGCCAAUGCUUUGA
Messenger RNA from Knipowitschia caucasica, 1740 nucleotides. Lineage: Eukaryota; Metazoa; Chordata; Actinopteri; Gobiiformes; Gobiidae. The record is from the annotation of a GenBank genome assembly.